Molecule: messenger RNA, 303 nt
Organism: Rotaria sordida
Lineage: Eukaryota; Metazoa; Rotifera; Eurotatoria; Philodinida; Philodinidae
Source: the annotation of a GenBank genome assembly
AUGCAAAUAUACUCCCAUUUAAUUUGGUUAUUAUUAGCAUUUACUAUCGUUUUAAUCCAUGCACGAAAUGUUCAUUAUGAUUUUAAUGAUCAAUUAGAUGAUGAUGAUUAUAAUGUCAAUGCACGGAAAAGACAAAUGCUUCAUGUCAAUCGUAAUAUUCAUAGAUCAUCAAUAUUUGACAAAGAUUUAUCCGAUCUUUUUAAAAAUGAAGAAAAUAUUCUAAAUGCACAAGAACGAUCAUUAGCUAGUGCAAGAAAAGUUAAAGCUAUUGUCAAAGGUGAUCCAAGAGAAUUUAUGGGAUAA